CCGCAGGGCUCGGGCUCCGCGCCGGGCGCGCUCGCUGCGGCGGGGGCGGCGCCGAGGCAGGUGGAAUCCGCUCCUGCUCUGCUGAUCAUGGUCAACAAGACCUUAAACUACUGGGGUCCCAGUUUUGAGGAGGACGUUAUCAACAUCAACGUGGGCGGUCUGCGGCGGCGGCUGAGCUCCAGUGCACUCUCCAAGUUCCCCGACACGCGCCUGGGCCGGCUGCUCUCCUGUGACUCGGAGGAGUCCAUCCUGCAGCUCUGCGAUGACUACGACGUGAGCGCCAGGGAGUUCUACUUCGACAGAAACCCCGGCUUCUUCCUCUACGUCCUCCACUUCUACCAGACGGGCAAGCUGCACGUCAUGGAGGAGCUGUGCGUCUUCUCCUUCUGCCAGGAGAUCGAGUACUGGGGCAUCAACGAGUUCUUCCUGGACUCCUGCUGCAGCUACCGCUACCACGAGCGCAAGCUGGAGAGCCGGCACCACAACUGGGAUGAGGAGAGCGAGGUGAGCAGCGUGGACACGUCCCCUGAUGAGAUCUCUGACAUCAACCAUGACCUGCUGCGCUACAGCACCCUGCGCUGUGGCAACCUGCGCAAGCGCCUCUGGCUCACCAUGGAGAACCCCGGCUACUCCAUCCCCAGCAAGCUCUUCAGCUUUGUGUCCAUCAGCGUGGUGCUGGUGUCCAUAGCCACCAUGUGCAUCCACAGCAUGCCAGAGUACCAGGAGGUGGAUGAGAGUGGCAACGUGCUCGAUGAACCCAUCCUGCACAAGCUGGAGUAUUUCUGCAUCUCCUGGUUCACCUUCGAAGUGUCCUCCCGCCUCCUGCUCUCACCCAACCCCAGGAAGUUCUUCAAGCACCCACUGAACCUGAUUGACAUUGUGUCAGUGUUGCCUUUCUACUUCACCCUCCUGGUGGACGUGACCAUGGGCAGUGACUCGGAGCUGGGCAACCUGGGCAAGGUGGUGCAGGUGUUUCGGCUCAUGAGGAUAUUCCGGGUGCUGAAGCUGGCUCGGCACUCCACUGGACUCAGGUCACUGGGGGCCACCUUGAAG
This is a messenger RNA of Zonotrichia albicollis (white-throated sparrow), 1053 nucleotides long. The record is from RefSeq and is a predicted model, not a curated record. Lineage: Eukaryota; Metazoa; Chordata; Aves; Passeriformes; Passerellidae.